AUGGAAACGACUGGGUUCACCGAAAAUCAGUUGACCGUUCGAGAAGCAGUCAGCCAAGUCUGCUCAGAGUUUCCCAACACCUACUGGCAAGAGCACGACCAGAACGAGCAAGACCCAAAAGAGUUCCAUGCGGCUCUCGCCAAGGACGGAUGGCUUGGCAUUGCUUUGCCAGAGUCGCUCGGCGGCUCCGGCUUGGGCAUCUCCGAAGCGACGAUGAUGAUGCAGACCAUCACCGAGUCUGGAGCCGGCAUGGCCGGCGCGCAGUCCAUCCACGCCAAUGUCUACGCGACGCAGCCGUUGGCAAAAUUCGGAACCCAGGAGCAACUCGAGAGCAUCAUCCCCAAGAUUAUUUCCGGAGAGUGGAGGACGUGCUUUGGUGUGACGGAACCCAACUCUGGCCUCGACACUCUGCGACUUGCGACAACGGCAAAGAAGCAGACGGAUGGAUCGUACCUCGUCACUGGUCAGAAGAUCUGGAUCACCUGCGCGCAGGUGGCAUCCAAGAUGAUCCUUCUCGCGCGCACCAAGGCGUACGAGGACUGCAAGAAGCCGAGCGAGGGCCUGUCGCUUUUCUGCAUCGACAUUGACAAGUCACAGGCAGGACUGGACAUGCGCAAAAUUAAGAAGAUGGGCGGCCGCGCCGUUGAUGCCAACGAAGUAUUCUUCGACAACUACCACAUCCCCGCGAGCUCCCUCAUCGGCGAAGAGGGUCAGGGCUUCAAGAUCAUCCUCCACGGGAUGAACGCCGAGCGAUGUCUUCUUGCCGGCGAGGCUCUCGGGUUGGGGUAUGCAGCACUUACAAAGGCAUCAGAGUACGCGCGUGAGCGCGUGGUUUUUAAGAGGCCCAUUGGUCAGAACCAAGCCAUUGCGCAUCCCCUGGCGGACGCUUACAUGAAGUUGGAGGCGGCGAAGCUGGCGACAUAUCACGCCGCUCGGUUGUAUGAUGCAAGCAAGGAGGACUCGUCCAUCCGCCAAGACCAAGUUGGAGUUGCGGCAAAUAGCGCAAAGUAUCUGGCUGCGGAAGCGGCGUUCACGGCGUGCGAGCGUGCGGUGCUUACACAUGGAGGCAUGGGUUAUGCGGCCGAGUACGAUGUCGAGAGGUAUCUCCGAGAGAUCUUUGUACCAAGGAUAGCGCCUGUAUCCCGCGAGCUGAUCUUGUCGUACAUUAGCGAGAAGGUUUUGCAAUUGCCUCGCAGUUACUAG
This is a messenger RNA of Colletotrichum orchidophilum, 1203 nucleotides long. Its product is annotated as acyl-CoA dehydrogenase domain-containing protein. The record is from RefSeq and is a predicted model, not a curated record. Lineage: Eukaryota; Fungi; Ascomycota; Sordariomycetes; Glomerellales; Glomerellaceae. The transcript has a single exon. Gene Ontology annotation, molecular function: flavin adenine dinucleotide binding; acyl-CoA dehydrogenase activity. Bases 1 to 1203 code for a protein of 400 amino acids.